AUAUAUAUAUUUGUGUGCAGCAGCCCCUUUCUCAUCACCCAUCUCAUUCCGUUUCUUCCCUCAAUACUCCUCAGCCACUCGCCCUCCCUCUCACGCUCUAUCUUCUGCUUCUAUAUCCUCGCCUCGCCGCCUGCAAUCUCCCCCCUUCUCUUCACUAAGGAUUUGGCUGGUGCAUUUCUGGUGGGUGCAGAUAGCAAAAGUGGAGGUUGUUAAGCCAGAACCGUUUUUUAUGUCUGAACGGGCCUCUCAGUUAUUGUCAAUUGGGCUGCUUGGAGAAUAUUGUCCUUCAUCAAGAAAAAAGGAGGCAAAUUCUAGUCUCGAAGUUGGCUGCAUGCAUCACGAGCCACACCAAGGAAACAUAAUACGCUGCCACGGUUGCCUGUCUGUGCGGCCUGUUCCAUCAGUGAGGAGCUUUUACCACAUCAAAGAAACUACUGCUAGAGAAGGCAACUUCCUUAUCUUCUGAUAAAGUUGAUAUACGGCUAAACAGAAAAUGGCUUUGCUAAACAUUGGUGCUGGGAACAAGGAUGAUGCCUUUUACAGGUAUAAGAUGCCUAAAAUGAUAACAAAAAUUGAGGGCCGUGGGAAUGGCAUCAAGACCAACAUAGUCAAUAUGGUUGACAUUGCAAAGGCAUUGGGCAGGCCUGCAUCUUACACAACUAAGUAUUUUGGCUGUGAACUGGGAGCUCAAUCCAAGUUUGAUGAAAAGACUGGGACUUCUCAUGUUAAUGGGGCUCAUGAUACUUCAAAACUUGCUGGACUUCUUGAGAACUUUAUCAAGAAAUUUGUCCAAUGUUAUGGUUGUCGGAAUCCUGAGACAGAAAUAAUCAUAACAAAGUCGCAGAUGAUCAAUCUUAAGUGUGCUGCUUGUGGAUUCAUCUCAGAGGUCGACAUGAGGGACAAGCUAACCACAUUUAUUCUUAAGAAUCCUCCAGAGGCAAAGAAAGGGUCAAAAGACAAGAAGGCCAUGAGGAGGGCAGAGAAGGAACGACUCAAGGAAGGAGAAGUAGCUGAUGAAGAGCAGAAAAAAUUAAAGAAAGAAGUGGCAAAGAAAAAGGUCCCAAAAGAUGCUGUUUCCAAGACACUGAGCAAGAAGAAGUCCCAACACUCUGAUGAGGACCAUUCCCCAUCUGGUAGUCAGGCAGACGAGCACGAAGCACCAGCAGUGGCUGAUGACAGUGAUGAUGAUGUCCAGUGGCAGACUGAUACUUCUGCAGUUGCAGCGCAACAAACCAUUAAGGAGCAGCUUAAUGCUGUUACUGCAAGCAUGGUCGUGCUUUCUGCUAAUGAAGAGAAAUCAAAAUCUGGGAAGAGCUCCCCUCAGAGGGAGGGGAAACCUAAAGCCAAUGGACAGGAAAAUGGCAGUGGCAAGGCUGGGGGGGGCCAAGAACGCGCAAACGCAAUAAAGGAGUUUCUGGGGAAGGGUUCCCCGAGUCAACUAAAAUCAUUCCUGGAGUCCCUCUCGGGCACUCGCGAAGAAAUCAUUGCUGCUUUAUUUGAGGCCUUGUUUGAGGGUGUGGGGAAGGGAUUUUCCAAGGAGGUUGUCAAGAAGAAGAAGUACAUUGUAGCUGCUGUGGAGGAAGAGGAGGGAAUACUGCAGCCCGUCCUGCUCCGCGCCAUAGAGACUUUCUGUGGGAAAGCAAGCCCCGAGGCUGUGAAGGAGGUGGGCUUGGUUUUGAAAGGGCUGUACGACAGUGACGUACUGGAAGAGGACUCGAUCGUGGAUUGGUACAACAAGGGUGCUGCAGGUGGCAAUAAAGGCUCUCCAAUUUGGAAGAAUGUCAAGCCAUUUGUGGAGUGGCUGCAGAAUGCUGAAUCCGAGUCUGAAGAGGAGUGAGCAGCAGCAGCAGCAGCAAGCAGUUUAUGUAUGGUGUAGUAAUGCCUUGCCUCCUCCUCCUUGCCUAAUGUUUUCACAUUUUUUAAUAAUAAUGUUUUAAUGGUGGGUCUGUCUGUCUUCCUGUCUUGUCUGAUUGUGUGCGGUAACACAGCUUGGGGGUUGAUUGUUACUGCAAGAAUAAAGCUGGCGGGUGUUUUGUGUCCUUUCUGUCUGUGUCAUGGUUUUAUUUUGGUGUGGUGCGGUUGUGUGAGGUGCCGUGCGGUGCCAUGCCAUGCCAUGAGAUAGUGUUGUUUAAAAAUAGAUGCAUGCGUUGCUGUUGUGUGCGUGUCGAGUCUGGUCUGGUCAUGAGUUUGCAGAUUUCCUUUUUCCUAAUAAGAAAACAGUGGCCUGUUUUUGGUCGAUGGUUAAUCA
Messenger RNA from Andrographis paniculata, 2248 nucleotides. RefSeq names its product probable eukaryotic translation initiation factor 5-1. Gene Ontology annotation, cellular component: cytosol. Gene Ontology annotation, biological process: formation of cytoplasmic translation initiation complex; translational initiation; formation of translation preinitiation complex. The record is from RefSeq and is a predicted model, not a curated record. Gene Ontology annotation, molecular function: eukaryotic initiation factor eIF2 binding; translation initiation factor activity; GDP-dissociation inhibitor activity. The transcript is spliced from 2 exons. Bases 494 to 1837 code for a protein of 447 amino acids. Lineage: Eukaryota; Viridiplantae; Streptophyta; Magnoliopsida; Lamiales; Acanthaceae.